Messenger RNA from Brenthis ino (lesser marbled fritillary), 363 nucleotides. Lineage: Eukaryota; Metazoa; Arthropoda; Insecta; Lepidoptera; Nymphalidae. The record is from the annotation of a GenBank genome assembly.
AUGGAUAUAAACAUGGUCGAUUUAAUUGAUAUUGAGGAUAUUGAAGCCGCUGAAAUGUUGGAAUUACCACGCCGACACAACAGAAGUCGUGUUCGAGUCAGUCCCAUCAUGGAAUUAUCCGAUGAAGAUUUCAGGCAAAAGUAUAGGUUUAAUAAACGUUAUGCAAUGAAAAUAGUGGACUUAGUAAAAGAAGAUUUAACUAGAGAUGCUCGAGGAUGCCCUGUGUCUCCCGAAAUACAAGUGUGUUGCGCAUUACGAAGCUGGGCUCGACAUGAAAUCCAAGAUGACACAGCUGAUUUGCACGGAGUCUCACAACCUUUCAUAAGCAAGAUAUGUAAAAAUAUUAGUGAUGUGCCGGAUCGU